UCCAAUACACCAGCGCAACAACGCAUUGAACCAACUAAAUCUCCCUAGCCUACGCUCUCUGCUCAUUUUUCAGUCAAGAACAUCGUCUAGCAUAGAUGAGCAAUUCUUCCCAACUAGCUCUAAGCUACUGAGGGUUUUAGAUUUGGGAGGAUCAUGCCUUCAUAAGUUCCCCCAACAAAUACUAGUUUUUGUCCACUUGAAGUAUCUGAGUUUGAGAAGGAGCAACGUGUGCAUCAUUCCUAGGUCAAUUGUGAAACUCCAAAAUUUGGAGACUUUGGAUCUUAAACAAACAUUUGUAUCUAAGAUGCCUGUGGAAAUAACCAAGCUCAAGAAACUACAACAUCUUUUGGUGUACAGUGAUGCACGGAAAUCACAACUUAUGUACCCUUUGGCAUUAGAAAGGGAUUUUCAGCUCCCAAUGGCAUUGGAGCACUUGACAUCAUUGCAGAACUUAUGCUGUGUAAAAGCUAGUGGUGGUCGAAGCAAGAAUACAAUGCAAGAGCUAGGAGAGUUAAGUCGACUAAGGAGGCUGGGUGUAAGGGACCUGAAGAAAGAUGAUGCAAAGGAACUAUGCCACUCCAUUGAGAAGAUGACCAACCUUCAAUCGUUAUAUGUGAAUGCGGAAAGCGAGUAUGACAUUAUGGAUUUGGAUUUUCUAUCUUCAGCUCCCCCAUUCCUUCGAGCUCUACAUAUUGGAGGAUGUCUGAAGAAGCUGCCCCAUUGGCUUCCUUUGUUGACCAAUCUGACUAAAUUGCGUUUGGCAUGGACCAAAUUGAAAUCUAGCCCACUUAUCGCUCUCCAAAAUUUGCCCAAUCUUGUGGAGCUUUAUCUAAGUAAUGCCUUUGAUGGGAAAACAUUGGUUCUUGGAGAUAAAGGGUUCCCAAAGCUCAAGAAGUUAUUCUUUGCCAAUCUGAAAAAUCUUAGAUUUGCGUUGAUGAAUGGUCAAGCAAUGCCUUGCCUUCAGAGUCUCAUCAUUGUUGGAUGCAGGCACUUGGACUGGCAAUCAUUACUAGUUGUCAUCCGUGGCCUUGCGAACCUGAAGCAUCUCCAAUUCUAUGAGAUGCCAGAAGAAUUUGCUCUUGCGUUCUAUCCGUACAGUCAUAACAGAAUAAGGAAGGGUAUUCUACAAAAGCACUAUGAGGAGGUGAUGGAACGUAACCCAAAAGUUUACUUCUUCUGGUGGAAAGAGGAUCACAGGGAGCGACAUGAUCUUAGCCUCGAUUCUUAUGAAGUCAUCAAGGUAAUAGCAAAGCUAUAAGGGAGAGUAUUAUGCAAGAGUGCUAUGAGGAGGUGAUGGGACGUACCCAAAGUUUACUUCCUUUGGUGGAAGAGGAUUAUUGGGAGUGAUAUGAUCUUAGCCCCUAUUGCUAUAAUGUCAUCAAGCCUACAGUGAUGAGCCACAAUGAGGUCCUUCCUAAAAUUUCAUAGAUCAUAGUGAUGCUAGGGCCCUGUGAGUCCCUUUGGUCCGUCACGGAUUCCUGGAGGCCUAUCAACACAAGGAAGAGAUCCUCAUAUAUUUUUAUGCUUUCUUCCAUUAUUAAUAUUUUUAUUUGGGACCUUUCAUUUCUUUUAUCUUUGAAUUUAUUGUCCUCGUGUCCCUCAGUGCUGUCUUCUUCUUCUUCUUCUUGUUAUCUCAUAUAGUGAUCAAUACAUUAGUUUUUUAUUUUC
Messenger RNA from Eucalyptus grandis, 1668 nucleotides. Its product is annotated as disease resistance protein PIK6-NP-like. The coding region runs from base 305 to 1258 and encodes 317 amino acids. NCBI's taxonomy places the organism in Eukaryota, Viridiplantae, Streptophyta, Magnoliopsida, Myrtales, Myrtaceae. The transcript has 2 exons. The record is from RefSeq and is a predicted model, not a curated record.